AUGAUUUCAGAAGUCGUUGUAGCUAUUCUGAUGUUUGUGUGCUCACUAUUCGGGUUUGUUGUUAAUUGGACUAUUGUGAUAACAAUUAUAAAAGUUACUAAAUUACAAAAACCAUUUGCUAUUUUAACAGUUGGACUCGCCACUGCAGAUGGUAUAUUUUCAACUCUUUAUCUUUUCUAUGCAACUCCAAUGGUUCUAUUCCAAAACCAAUUCCUUACAAAUUGGUCUCAUGUCUGUGGAUACAUUCUCAUGAUCUGUUAUGAUGCAUCUACUUGUUUCCACUUUUUCAUCUCUCUUAACCGAUUUUUGGCAGUUUACAAACCAGUUUUCUAUAACAAAAUGUUUAGUAUUGGAUUCACAAAGUGUAUUGCUCUUGGAAUUUAUUUAACUUCCUUCUCCGUAAUUACACUAUUUUUUCAAAUUCUAGGAUGUGAAAACUACUACAACCCGGAGCUUCGUGCAUUUCGGUAUUCAGAAGAAGAAAUUUGCAAGUUCUAUGGCAACUUUGGAGAUUUUUAUCAAGUAUUCACAUUGACGAUCACUAGCACUGUUUUGGAUUUUCUUGCUAUUUCAAAAGUUAUUAAAAUACGAGCAGGAGCUGAGAGAAAUUCGAAAGAGUUGAAUUUAUUAAAACAGUCCAUAAGUCAAACUUUAUUUGUGUUGACUAUUGUCUGCAGCUUCACAUGGGGACCACGCUUCAUUCCAGAUCUUGAUUACGCAUUCAUUUUUUCUUCGAUUCUUUGGUGCUCAGUCCACACUUUUGAUGGGUAA
Molecule: messenger RNA, 771 nt
Organism: Caenorhabditis remanei
Lineage: Eukaryota; Metazoa; Nematoda; Chromadorea; Rhabditida; Rhabditidae
Exons: 5
Coding region: 1-771 (256 amino acids)
Cellular component (GO): membrane
Source: RefSeq, a predicted model, not a curated record